Aspergillus saccharolyticus JOP 1030-1 is the source of this 2577-nucleotide messenger RNA. Its product is annotated as putative nuclear distribution protein RO10. The coding region runs from base 1 to 2577 and encodes 858 amino acids. The transcript is spliced from 5 exons. Gene Ontology annotation, biological process: protein deubiquitination; cytoskeleton-dependent cytokinesis. NCBI's taxonomy places the organism in Eukaryota, Fungi, Ascomycota, Eurotiomycetes, Eurotiales, Aspergillaceae. The record is from RefSeq and is a predicted model, not a curated record. Gene Ontology annotation, cellular component: dynactin complex; cytosol; nucleus.
AUGUCUCUGAGUCAAAAUCUCGGCCAGCAGGAGACAGGCGUCACAAAAGCAGGAACCUCGAGCUUUAGCCGAGCGACUCGUGAUCAUUAUGACGAAGGCGCAUGGGCGAUGACACUUUUCAACUCCAGCGCUCAUGAGAUCAUUAUCAGCCCUGACCCCGCCGAGCGUAAAAGACGUGAAAACGAACCAGCUUUCAUUCGCCCGUCUCAAGAGGGCACAUACUUAGGCGGGCUGAUAACGAUUCUCCACUCAAUCCCUCUCGCAAGGGAGGCUCUUCUCUUACGAAAUCGUUUCCUGCCCAACUACGGUCAUGAUUCUCAAUGGUGGAACGGGCAGCCGAUUAACCUUCCCAAAAUAGUGACCAUGCUAGACGCCCAGGAGGGUGACACUGACUGGGACGACAUAAUCUACGAAACUCAGAGGCUUGUGGCAUUCUUGGAUACUACAAUUCGUGCUUUUGGCAGUUCAGACGCAUUGGCAAAUCUACAAUGCGUUUCCCAGUACGAUCGCGAUAAUGCUGUUUCUAGAUUCUUGGAAGCAUGGCAAGAAGCGGCGGUCCGCGCGGACCCGGGAAACCAGUUGGGGACCAUAUUUUCCACAACUGGCUACAAAGGAUCGCUUCCAGCAGAAGACAUGGACCAAACAGAGUUUCUCUUGCUUGAACCAUUGGUGGAACAUGAUCCUGGUCAAACACUCUACAAUGUUCUCGAUCGCGCCUUGUGGUGUGAUAGACCAGACCAGCCGCUUGAAGAUGCCUGGCUUGAGACCGUUGCUGAGGUGCUAGUCAUGAAGCUGGAAAGCACCCAAAAGCCAAUUGACGUAGUGAUUCCAUCUGUGUUCUAUGCCGAUCGGUACAUGGCGAACAGCAGAGAGGUCGCCCGCGAAUUCCGCACGCGACGGCUACAAGCCUAUGAAGAGAUGGACAUGUUAGACAAGGCUAUCAAGCGCUGCUCACAGUCUAAAUUAACGGCACAGACAGGAAUGAGCUCCAGAGACGUUCUUGAGACAGCCGCCUCUGCCAUUACAUCGAAGUUCGCCAUUUCAGCACCGGGUGACAUCAAUACCGAAUAUGUAGCGAAGGAGCUGAAAACCGUUUCAGCCAAGAUAGAGAAGCACUUAAGAGGAUUGGAGGACAAGAGACGAAGAAUCAAAGAAGGUCUGCGAGAAUAUUCCAAAAUACUGACGGAAGCUUCACCCGAUGCCGAGCCCCAUUAUAAAUACACCUUGCGAGGGGUGUGCACUCAACCACAUGUGACCUACGUUCUCCGACGCUGUGACGAGCACGGGUCGGAUGAUGAGCCCUCAAUUACAGGAGAGUAUCAGUGGUGGCGAUUUAGUUUCUCGACGGAAGAUGCAGCUAUACGGAAAGCGGAGUCGGAGGGCCGGGCCAAAACUGACUUUGACCAUGCGGAUAUUAUUGGGUACACCGCGCGUAAGGUUAACGAGGCCGAGGUGCUGCAAGCAGCCCGCGAAGAAUCGAACCAGGUAUUGCUUGUGUAUGCCAAUUCCAAUGCAGUGAGCAUGGGAGUUGAACCUGCUCCUGCUCAGCUACAGAAAUUUGUCGAGAAGGACAACAAAACUUUCGAGUCGGAACUCCAGGAUGCGGAGAUGGCACAACAGCAAUCAGAAACGCAGCAUCAGUCAUCUGGCACUCUCGUGGGUCUUUCCCUCAAGCAGAAGAGCCGUUUGCACAUCGCUGACGCCAAUUGGCAGCCAUCGCUGAAACCAGAGCAAGAGCGUACGACGCAGAAUGUAAACGUCUUCGAUUAUCAGGUACCAUCUUUUAACGAAACACAGGAACCGGGGCAAGAGAUGCAACAGCGCAAUGGGCGGCCUUUGCUUAGCCGUAGUAGCACAACUGGUCCUGUGCAACCACCUCCCUCAGAUGUCGAUAUAUCUCGACCUCCGAGUCGCAUAACCAACUGUUCUCAAUCCUUCAUGGCUCCCGAAAACGACACGGUGGCUGGUGCCACCAUUGAACUUCUGGAGACUCGUCUCCGACGCCUCACAUUCCUUCUUACCGGUGAUGCUAACUGGACCGGCGAGCCUACGCCGCCCACAAAGCCGGCUUCUCUGGACGACAGUAUCUCGCGUCGGCUUCUUCGUCUGGAGAAAGACCUGGAACGACUGAGUCGGAACAACUCUGCUGUCCGGGAUGUUUUGAGACUACACGAUCGCUUCCCCGAACUCUUUCACCCAGCACCGCCCGGCUCUCUGCCAGAGAACCUAACCACCCAGAACCUCGCCUCGGUCGUUCUCUCGUAUGCGUCCGCCUUUCCCGAAACCGCCUCUCGGCUCACUUCAUUGAACGACCUCCCUAUCCCCGACGCGGAGACCUCUGCGUCCUUGAUCCAGCUCCAGCCCCGUCUCGACCAGCUAUCCAAGACCCAGGAAGAUCAGGCGCGCCAGAUCUCGGAGUUACGGGUCCGAUCGGCCAAGGCGUUGCAACGGUGGUAUGAGGUUGCGCUGGUCAGUGGCGGAGAAUGCUGGGCGGAGUGGGAAGGGAGGCUUGAGGAUGUGGAGAGGGAAGUGAGAAGGGAGGAAGUGGUCAGAGAGAGGAGGGAGAAGGAAUUGUGA